Messenger RNA from Aedes aegypti (yellow fever mosquito), 1012 nucleotides. Its product is annotated as protein obstructor-E. Gene Ontology annotation, cellular component: extracellular region. Gene Ontology annotation, molecular function: chitin binding. The record is from RefSeq and is a predicted model, not a curated record. NCBI's taxonomy places the organism in Eukaryota, Metazoa, Arthropoda, Insecta, Diptera, Culicidae. The transcript is spliced from 5 exons. Bases 195 to 899 code for a protein of 234 amino acids.
UAUCACUUCAGCUCGCUAGUUCAUUCAAGCCUUUUGAAGUGUUUGGUGGUGUGUCGAGAGCAUUGUUCAGCAGCACAAGAGGAGACCCGUGCCAUAGUUUUCGCAGCAGCAGCAGAUUCUGCACACAUCCGUGGACUCGAGUGGAGUGAAGUGUGAAGUGUUUCCCGAUCUAGGUAGAACUUAAACCCAUCAGAAUGAAUCGCUUCGUUGCCGUUUGCUUAUUGCUGUCUGCCAGUGCAUAUGCGCAGCAGUUCAAAUGCCCACCCAAGGAUGGCCAGUAUGAAGAUUCCAUUCAGUGCGACAAAUUCUACGAAUGUUACGAUGGACGCGCCACCGAAAGGUUAUGCCCGGAUGGUUUAGUGUUCGAUCCCACAAUCCGAAAAAUCAACAAAUGUGAUCAGCCUUUCAACGUUGACUGCGGAGACCGUGUAGAAUUACAGCAACCAAAGGGCAAUGCGCUAUGCCCACGGAAGAACGGAUUCUUUGCCCAUCCAGACCCAGCUGUCUGCAACGUGUUCUACAACUGUAUCGAGGGCGAGGCUAACGAAAUCACGUGUACUGCUGGACUGCACUUCGAUGAAUACAGCGGAACCUGUGUGUGGCCUAACGAUGCCGGCCGCCAGGGAUGCAAUCCAGGGGCUAAUAAGAAGCUCAAGGACGGAUUCACCUGCCCGAAGGAACAGAAGACCGAUGAAGCUGGUCAGACUGUUGCUCACCCCAAGUUCGCCCAUCCAACCGACUGCCAACGGUUCUACGUUUGCCUGAAUGGCGUGGAACCCCGUGACUUGGGCUGCCAGGUCGGAGAGGUCUACAACGAGGAAACGGAACGAUGCGACGCACCGGAAAAUGUUCCUGGAUGCGAGGACUGGUACAAAGACAGUGAUGAGAAGAAACAUUAGACUGCUGAGUAGAUAGUAGAUCAUCGAGAAUUUUCAUUUUUGAUCAUCCAUAAAACUACAUCAAUCGAUAUAGUUAAGACAAUAAACAAUCGUUUUUACGUAAACAUUCGAAA